GGUUGUCACGAUCAACCGUAGUUUGGGAAUAGAUGGGUUUGUACGCCACGAAGGUACCACAUACCAGCAGCAUGUUGAGCCAGUAUCCUAUAGCAAACUUAUGUGGCAAACGAUUUUUCCAACUGACAGCUGUUAUUUAUAAGGCUAAAGAUGCCAACAAACAGGCGUUGAGAAAUUUAGGGAUGUCCCUUCAAAAUGGCAUUAAGAACAAACAGGCCAAGAACGAAGAUAUAGGUAUUGACGACAUGGAUGAAGAGCAUAAGGAUAACUACAAGAUCCUCCAAAACUAUUACGACAGCAUUUCCCACAUGACUACUGAAGAUUUACUCAUUCAACAGAAUUUGGAUGAGGGAAAGCAGUUCCGAUCAUUUCCCUCAGAGCACUAUUUGGACAGGAAGAACUUGAUAAAGAACUUACCCGACGAAAUCGAUAUCUUCAACACCUCGUUGUCGAAAAUCGAGAAGAUUUAUAAGGACUUGGGCAAGCUUGAUAAGGAUAAAUCAGUACAGUUGAAGUACUAUAAGCGAUAUUUGAGAAAUUACUCGGAUCCCAUCCUAAGGAUACUUCAGGAAUUCAACGGAAUAAGUGACAAGUUUAAGAUGCUACGCAGAAAUGAGUUGGACAAGUUAUUUUUGAAUCCAAACUCUUCAUUGUUCAAUGACAACUUAUUUCAUUUGCCAUACAAUGUGGUGGGUUUUGAUAGAUCGCUAAGUGGGUUUCCUUUGCGGACCGGAAAGCACCGGUUGACAGACAUAUGCUAUCCCCAAGAAUUUAUCCAGGACUUACAGCAGUGUAGUCCCAAAGUCAAGCUUCAUAAGAAAGAUUUGGAUUUCGUCGAAUAUAACGAGAAUUCCAUAUCGAUAAAUCCCGACGAUUUGAUAAAGCCUAGUAAUGCCAAGAUUGACAAGGCGAUGAAUUUAAUCUAUAAUGAGCUUGACGUCCCCAAAAAGUUUAUUCUAAUGGACGACUUGGGCCAGUAUAAGAUCUUGAGAUUCAACUUCUUGAAUAAAUUCAACUCGAUUGUGGAAACCGAAAUCAAUACUUUGAAAGCUUCCCUCCAGAAAGAAAUAGAGUUGAUUCUCUCGUCCGAUAACCAAUCAACCAAUAUGCUCCUUUUCAACCAUCAGUUCUUUAAAAACAACUCUUUUAAAUUAUGUGAUUUCUUGAAGGAUACCGGGAGAGGAUCGAAUGGCGGUGCCACUACGUCCGCCAAUAUGCUAAUAAUCAGCUAUAACGUUAAAGAGCUCAAUCUUAUCCCAUACAACUACUUAACCGAUAAAUCCACCAGGAGUCGCCGGAGACUUUUCAACCAUAUUUUCAAGCUUUUCUUAAUCAACUUGACAGACCAAAUUGAGACUUUGAUACGGAUGAAGUACUCGAACCGAAAACAGGUGUUUGUCAACAACUUGAACGCCAAGAUCUCCAACAUCAUCAGGUUUAAAUUACUCAACUUGUUUGAUCGGGUCAACCAGUUGAAAACGAUUCCCAUUGACCAGUCGGUGGUACUUAAGCCAUAUUAUAACCGGAGUUUCAAGAGGCUCUAUAACUACACCAAAAUCCCUGGUUCUCUACACAGGAGAUCUGCCACACAGUUCAAGCUUGUGGAUCUAGAAGAUAAACUCAAGGUAAUUUCAUAGAUAAUUCAUAUAUAUCCAGAAGUUACAAAACUCAGCGGCGUUGCCUCCGUUGCCCAAGUUGCGGGUGAGAAAACCCUUCUUGAACAAGUCCAACAAUCAGUGUUUGGUGAUGAUGUCGACUCUUUUAAACUGUUGGGCUGCUAAUGGUGAAGGUUCGUCGCCGUGCUUGGAAGCUGAGACCGAUUUGAAAAAGUGUAUGGAAACCUUCAAGCCCGAGAAGAAGCAAUUAUCGUCCAUCAACUACCAUGCCUCCAGAUUGUACCCCAAGUUGAGAGGUAACACGAACGAUUAGGGUUCAUGAACAGCAAAUACCUUUUCCAUUUCAAUAGCAACAGGUGUACGAGUCGCUGCGGCCGGUUUGAAAGCGGCUCGACUAUGCUCAUAGAGGUAACCUGACCAACAAACACAGAUAUUUCCAUGUCUCUGUCCAUAAUACUGUAAAUAGUUAACGAUAAUAUCUUUUGUGAUGCUUGUAGCGGGCUAAAACACCUCAAAGUCUCUUGGAAUGAGUUCCCUAAGCUACCACAUACGAACUAGGGAUCUUUGUAGUACUUGGAGUCACCUAAUUAAUGUGUAUUUAUACUGUUUGCAACUAACGUGAUUUCAGAUUGCAUUGCCUUUUUCUC
Molecule: messenger RNA, 2263 nt
Organism: Yamadazyma tenuis ATCC 10573
Lineage: Eukaryota; Fungi; Ascomycota; Pichiomycetes; Serinales; Debaryomycetaceae
Source: RefSeq, a predicted model, not a curated record